CUCAGGCUGACGUGUGGCUCGAGCCCCUCCCAUCCGGCGAUGCUCCGCCGCUGUCUGCCUGCGGUCUUUCUCCCUCUCCCAGAGAAAUCAUUAUUACCACUCGGUGAAGCCCAGCAGCUCCGUCAGCUUUGGCCAUCUACCGCUACACAUGCAUUUCAUCGAAAAGAAAACGACUGCCAGCAACGUGCGACAAGAUGUACCACUCUGACCACGGCGUAGACUUUCCUGACCUCUCCUUCCAAAUCCCUGGCAGGACUGCAGAACUGGGCCCGACAAACACAGUGUGAAAACAACUGUCAACAAGCAGUGCUUUCACCUUCUUUCACCCACACAGGGCCUCCCCCAGCUGCUCUAGCUCCACUCCCACCAUCCCCUCUUUUUCUUGGACCAUGGACAGCCCUCCUAAACUGUCUGGUGAGACCCUGAUUGUGCAUCACAUUCCCCUGGUACACUGUCAGGUGACGGGGGGGCGGCAAGGUGGCUGCGGGAGCUCACUGAAGAGGAGCAACCCAUUUAGCCCACCGGAGAACCUGGGCCUGAGUCGCACCACAUCCCUGCCAGAGAGAGAUGUUCUCCAGAGAGAGGCUCUGCUCUACAGCAGCCUGAUCCAAACCUCCAGUGGCUCCUGGUCCUCCCACAACGGAGGAAGAGAAAGGAAGGGUGGUGGGCGAGGGGGCAGCACGGCGAGCGAUGAUUCAUCGUUUACCUCGAGCAAUUCAGAGGACCAGCUGAUUACAGCUCACACGUUACCCAGAGCCAAACCGAGGAACAGGAAUCCCCUGCGUCAUAAUCCAUUCCUGCUGAAUGCUGAAGAUGAAGAGGAAGAAGAAGAGGAAGAUGGCGACAACCUCAGUGGUUACCUGGAAGACUCCUCUUUUCACCUCCACAGUGACACAAACUCUGUGCUCGAUGACGGGAUGGCUCCCUUUCAUUUGCACGACCUUGGCUUUGCUUCCGAGCCCUUUCUUUUACACAGCUCAGUAGGAGGAAGCAGCCGGGGAUCCCUGAGAGGUGCAGCCUCAGAUCUGUCCAAUCACCUGGAGGACCUGAACAUCCUGGGUCUGGACAGCCAGCGCCGCCACGGAAGCAGCGGCUCCAACAUGUCUAUGGAUUGCGGAGAGCAUGACUGGGGCGACGACGAUGAAGAAGACGAAGAUCAUCCGAUGAAGUGCGGCCGAAGUAGCAAGACGGGUUCCUACUCCUCCAGCUCCUCCACUCAGCACUGCUCCUGCUGCGCUCUCUCGCAGAACUACCCUCAGCACUUCCCUGAAGCCUUCUCUGAGCCUUUCUCCGAGUUCCAGCAGGGUUACGGCAGCGACUCCUCCUGCAACAGCUCCGACGGCAUCCUCGUCAACUUCAGCGCCAUUUACAACAAGAUGAACAACAGCAUCCCAGAGAAGCAGCCUGCGUCUGGGCCUGGCAACCUGAACAGCUCCACCGAUCACUCCUGCAUCUCAUCUGUUUCCGAUCUAGCAGGAAACCAGCACGACUCGGCCGGAGGAGCUUUUUACUUGGACCUUCACACCUCCCCGACCGAACCUCCCUGUACACAGGAGCAGCCGUCCUGCCUUUCCAACACCUUCCCUCAAAUCCGUGAACCACACCUGUCCACCUCCUCCACCUGCUCUUGCUCCAUGGAGCACCAGGGGGCUCUCGACCUCGAUGCCAACUGCAACUCCUACCACCCACCUCAUGGCGGCUCCUCCGGAGACCUUGCUUCCUGUCUGCAAAGUCAAGCCCGCUUGGUUGUCGCCACCCAGAACUACUACAAACUGGUCACCUGCGACCUUUCGUCCCAGUCGUCUCCGAGUCCCGCCGGCUCCUCGGUCAACAGCUGCUCUGAUGAGCACAGCAAAGGCAGCCCCACCCCGACUCAGCCCAGCGAGUACUUCCUGUUCAGACAACGAGCCGAUGAGGAGGGACUAGAGGAAGAGGACGAAGAUGGCCAUUUAUCUCGACGAAAUGAUGAUGAUGAUGAGGAAGAGGACAAAGAGGAAACCACCCAGGAAGCUGCUGGUGGGGCCGAAACUGCUCCUGCCAUGAUUCAGGGCCAGGUGUAUGUCAACAUAUCCCCCCCCACGACUGGACGGGGAGUUGUUGGAGCUGGAGGCCCCUCUGGAAACCGCCCCCGAUCUCGCAGCUACGAUCGCAACCUGGACAAGUCUCCGUCUCCGCGGCUUGGCUCUUUGGAGCGCAUGCUCAGCUGCCCCGUCCGGCUCAGCGAGGGUGCCGCCUCGACCCCGCCCCCUCCCCCUCGUGUCACCUCCUUCGCGGAGAUCGCCAGAAGCAAACGGAGAAACGGAGGAGCGGGGGGAUCCCCGCCACUUAAGUUGGCCUCAGACCCUUUUGCCUCUAAUUACUCCAACCACUCGCACUCCUCUGUGGAUUUCUCUCCGAUCCUGGAGCAGCGCUUGGAGGCAGCCAGUCCAACGCUGUCCCCUGUUCCCUUUACAAGAUGCUACAGUCAUGGAAACGUACAACGACACCUGGAAGGGGCGAGGGAGACUCGGACCAAAGCAGAAGGUGGUCUUUCAAGUUCGUCCGACAGCCGAGCGCCGGUGGUCCGCUACAGCAAAGAUCAGCGGCCCACCAGCCUCCCCAUCCAGCCCUUCACAUUCCACCACCAGUUCAGUUCCAAGCCCCCUCAGCCCAAGCCUCUGCUGCCCCUGCUCACCGGCUACCAUCCUGGAAUGCAGGCCCGCUCCAGCUCGGGUUCUGGUUCAGGCGCUGCCUCCGGAGGUCCAGUCAGCGAGGACAGCGAAGAUGCGGCCGAAAAUAAUGUACAUCAGUACCCGGGUUCUUUUAGCACAACAGUUCCUCCUCCUCUGGAUUCGGUGCGACCAUCUCCUCUUGGGAGCUACUCCCCGGUUCGCCUCCAGGGGACAACCAGCUCUGGGACUUGUUCCACCUGCACCCCCAGCCCACAGCCCUCACACAGCCUCUCCUGUCCGCUGUCAGCUGGCCUCGGCAUGCUUCACACCAAACAGGGAGAGGGGUCGGCUCCAUUACCUCCCACACCUCCACCUCCAUCCCUGGGAGUGAAGAGAGGGGUGGUGCCACCAUCACUGCCAGCAGUGCAGGGACAGUGUUUCCACCGUGGAGCUCUGCAUAGCUUACCAUCACUCCAUAGUGACACUCUGAGCCCGCUGGGCUGUCUGGACUCUGGGAAGCAUGUGGAAGGAGGCAAAGGACCUGGAACCAGAUCACAAAAUGCACACCACCUCUCUCCACAGGCUCUCAAAUGGAGGGAGUACCGUCGUCGAAACCCUCUGGGGGUGGAGAGGGUCUCUGGGGGCCACUCGUCUGGUUGCGUGGAGCUCAGACGGGGCGGGGGAACACAACCUGCCAGACGCAAUGUGUUCGAUUUCCCUGCAGCUCACUCUGGCCACGCACUGGGACGGCUCAAUGUGGGUCAGUCCAUGAAGCUGCAGCAGAGCUACAGCGACUUCCUGCCAGACUACUUCUCCAUGACGGAGAAACCACCCGAGGAGUUCUGCCUCUCACCCGACGCCUCAUCCUCUUCCUCAUCCGGCUCUUCUUCACAGCCCCACAUCACUGUUGACCUGACACAGAAAAGAGGUUUGGUGAAAGCCGUGAACACAGCAGUGGAUCUGAUUGUGGCACACUUUGGCACCAGCAGAGAUCCAGAUGUGAAGGCUAAGCUGGGGAACAGCUGGGUGAGUCCCAACGUGGGUCACCUCAUCCUGAAGUAUCUGUGCCCGGCCCUGCGUGACGUGCUGCAGGACGGUCUAAAAGCCUACGUCCUGGACCUGAUCAUCGGACAGCGCCGAUGUCAGCCUUGGAGCCUCGUGGAGGCUUCGACACAGCUGGGCCCAUCCACACGUGUUCUCCACAGCUUGUUUUCAAAAGUUAGCCAGUACUCGGAGCUCACGAGUCAUAGCAUGAGACUGAAUGCAUUCAUCUUCGGCCUACUCAACCUGAAGUCUUUGGAGUUCUGGUUCAACCACCUCUACACACAUGAAGAUAUCAUAGCAGCACACUACAGCCCGUGGGGUUUCCUUCCUCUGUCACAAAAAGCAUGCCAGCUGCUCUUUGAGGAGCUGCUCCUCCUGCUGCAGCCGCUGUCACUCCUCCCCUUCGACCUGGACCUGCUGUUUGAACCACACCUCCUCCAGAAAGGACAGGAGCAUCUGCGCCACAAGGAACAGCUUUGUUCUGCAGGCCAGAGCAUUGACCUGUCCACACGCUCCACCUUCCAGCUCAUGAGGGGGUGGAGCACCACCGUCAGCGAAAUGUGCAAGGACUCAAGCGCAGAGGCAAAGAGAGAGAGGGCAGGACUGCGGAGAGAAGGAACAUGGCCGAAAAUGGAAGGAGCCGGGUCAAGGAGAGACGCGGGGGGAGUGAAGUCGAGGUGGAGCAAUAGUGAUGGUGUUACAGCUGGGCCUGUCAGCAGAUCGGCAGUGAUGGAGGUCGGGUUUGCCAACCUCUGGAAGGAAAGGGCAGUGGAAGGCCAGAGAGUGAAGGGUGUUGGGCAAGAAAGUCGUGGAGAUGGGGAGGAUCUACCAGAAACGGGCAGGAGGAAGGAGAAAGACAAGGAUCCUGCAGAUGAGGGACGUCAGCGUCAAGACAGACAGGCUGGUUGGUGGUACCAGCUCAUGCAGUCCUCCCAGGUCUACAUCGACCAGUCAGCAGAGGGGUCAAAGUUCAUUAAGACAGAAAAGAGGAAGAAGUCCUCAGAGAGACGACAGGGCCAGCCACCACCCACGAGGGAAGGUGUGGUGGAAGGUGCCGAGUCAAGCCAUGAAGGGGAGGGAGAGAAAAGCAGCAGUUCAAGUGUGGAGUCGGCUGCUUCCAGAGGAAGGCCUUCGUGGAUGGGCAGCCCUCCCGAGUCUGUUCUGAACCAGGCCAAAAACACAGAUCCUCUAGAGGUUACUAGGACUGGAGCCCAAGCUGCAGCCCAGGAGGAGAGCUCCACACAGGGACAGAGUUUACGCUGGGGCCGGCUCUUUGGUUCAAGUGUUGGUUCUCCUCAGAGAGUAGAAAGAGCUGAACAGAGAACAAAACCUCAAAAGACCAGGCCUCCGUCAGGGUGGCUGAGUUUGGACAGAACAGUUCUUGACCUUGUAGCUCUGACAAUCGGAGGCGGUAGUGGAAAGAAGGCAGAACCUCCUGCCAGUCAAACCACAGCAGCACUGGGGUCAAGUUAUCCAGCCAAAGCCAACCCAGACUCUCCGUGUGAAGUGCGAGCCUUGUGCCACCACAUAGCCACCGAGCCCGGCCAGCUGAGCUUCAACAAGGGUGACAUCCUCCAGGUUCUCAGCAAGGCUGAUCCAGACUGGCUGCUCUGCUCCCUGGGCUCCACCCAGGGUUUGGUUCCCAUCGUCUACGUCACCCUCAACAACAUGGAGAACAGCCAGGAUGUUACUGGACUUCAGCAGCUCUAAGCAAAAACUGUCCCAAGCGAAAUAAUCAUGAGGGUGUUGCUGCUAUAUAUCUACAAAAAAAAAAAAGUUUUUGCUGUACAUUUGGAAAGAAUCCUGAAAAACACUGUAGAAAAUAAAAAGAUGAUGCACAGAAUCAUGCAGAGGAAGCAUGCAGGCCGAACCACAAACUCACAUCUGCUUCAAGGGUACACCCACAAAAGUGUGCAUGCAUCCAAAAACCCAAAGACCAGACGAAAAGAAAAAAACAAACCCAAAGACACUCAAAAACACAUUUCUGUGUCUACUCAGAGCUGUUCUGCUAUAACUAUGUGACUGUCCAGUCGAUAUAUCAACGAUCCAAAUCUUCAGACCAUCAUAUACUGUAAACCAUGCCUGGCUGAACUUCGCUGUUCAUACGUUCACCUCGUUGUGCCACAUUUUGAAUGCAGUGAUCAAUUAUUGCCCUCGCUCACAGCAUCGGUUGCUUACCUAGAGCUAAUCAAGCUUUUCUUUCACGUAGAAGCCAGCGAAUCUGCUUUUUUUUAAGAUAUAAGGUUGUUGAUAUAAAAGCUAAAAUUUCUGAUCUUGUCUGCUCCAGUUGCAAAGGGUUGAUUCUGAGUAUAGCUGUGGCUUUUAUACAGAGUAAAAAGAGAGUACUAUUUGUGUUUUGAUAGCCAUUGACUUGAAAGGGAAAAGUAAGCUAAAAAAUAGUUUAAAGCAGAGCUUCUUGAUUAAAAGAAGGUGAACUUGGGUUAAAAUUGAACAAAUGACACACCCAUUUCUCAAAUGUUUAACUUCAAACCUCACUAAAAUCACAUUUACCAGGAAAAAAAUGUGGAUUCUUCCACUUUCCUUACAGUAUGGCUUAGACUUCUUUUUACACCAAGAAUAUGCUUGCUUUGAAUUCUGCAUUUAUCAUAGCUGCCUCAUGUAUUUUGCAUUUAUUUGAAGCAUAAUUUGUGCACAUCCUCAAAAAUCAAUGCUACAUGGGAUUCUCUGGUAACAAUAUGUACAGUUACGCUCAAGAUUGCGCUGGUUGCUAACGUGAACGCAAGGUUAAAAAAACAAUUAUAUUCUUGGUCUAAGAAUCAACUUGGGACAAAUUUCUCCAAUUUUAUAUUGCGGCUCCAACAUCAUUAUAAGUUCCUAUCAAAAUGAUGGCAGCAGACUACAGAUGAUGGAGGAGGAGCUGACAUGACUCACUAGGCAGCAAGCUAGUAGGAUGAGUCAGCAGAUCUGUUGUUGCUGUGUUUAAAGUCAACAAAUGACCUUUCCUUUGCUCAUUUAUUCAUUAUUUAUAGUGAAAAUCCAAAAAUCUUCCAAACACCAUUUCUCAGACAAUUUAGCAUUGUAUUUUUCUUCUUAGGACAGCUUUGCUUACUAAUUUCUUCCACUUUGUUAUAACCAAUAGCAUUAGCAACAUUAGCUUAUUUUACUAAGAGGUUACCAGGGCUUGCUCCAGAUCAGAGCGCCCUCUGGUGGAUCACAACUCAAACUACAUUUAUUGGUCAGCAACACACAGCCCACAGUCUGAAACACUUCAAGACUUUAAUGCUUGUAUUUACAUUUUCCUCAUUUUCUUGACGUGAAGACAUGUUUGAAGUCGACAGCUUUAAGAAAGACUCAAAUUAAUAUAAAUGGUACAAGUAUUUAAAACAUUGAUUUUACAAGUGACUGGACACUAAUCAAAACAUCUUUUAUACAUACAUACAUAUACAUAUAUAUAUAUAUAUAUAUAUAUAUAUAUAUACAUAUAUAUACAUAUAUAUAUAGGGCUGAGCGAUAUGGCCUAAAACUGAUAUCCCGAUUAUUUUUUGGCUUUAUCCCGAUACACGAUCCCGAUGUUUUAAAAUCUCCUCAUGACAUGACCCUGUAGGGGGGCCUGGGUGGGCCUGGGGGUAGUGCGCCAUGGAUCUGGGCUCUCCCGCAUUUUUCCUUUCGCUCCUCUCCCUCCCCAUUGGGUGUCUGAUGGGUGGGUGUCUUGUGGGGUCGGUGGUGGCUCAUUGGCUGCAGUCGCUGCGUAGCCUGGUUGUGGGGGGCGGCUGCCUCUGGCCGGUCUUGCCCUGGGGGGCCUCCUGUGGAACGGGGGUGCCUAGUGCUGCUGGCAGCUCACCAUCCGGAGGGAGGUUUUCUUCCCUUCGGACUUACAUCCCUGGACCCCUCUUCUUCUCCGCUCUCUCUAUCUCUCUUACACACACACAUAGACACACACACACACAUAGGGAUUUGGGAGGCGUGCACGUCAUGCGGGGUGUAGCCUGGGGGGCCACCCAAGUGGCUUCCUUAGCUGCACCCUGUGGCGACUCGCCUCAGUUUAAAUUACACUCAGACAUCAAAACACCAACACAACACACAAACAACUUCUGGGGGGUGUGUCAUGUGGUGCAUGGAGGGCGGGGCUACUAACAUGACCUUGCUCCCAGCACAAUAUGGUCACUGCCCCCCAGUUUUACUUGCAAAAAACACAUUCACCACAAACAGUCAUGAGCGGGGAGGAGGACGAGGACAAUGGGGACAACUCACACCCCUUUUCCCCGGGGCGCCACCGGGGGCGGGUAGGGGUGGUGGUUGCCCUGGGGGCUGGAAACUGGGACGGCUGCGCUGAUGAGGGGCUGCUGAUCUUGGGGGAUGCCCGGUCGGCCGCAUCUGGGUGGGAGGUGAUGGGGGGCGGCUGGGGAUGGCUGUGAGGGCCGGAUCUGGGGCUCGCCAUUCUCUGGUCCGCCGAGGAUGGGGGGGUUGUAUUUAUCUGUGGGUACAUACUCUUUUGUAAAAUGUAUUCAUGGCCUACACAUACAAAUCGUAUUUAUUUAUUUACCUGUUUGAAUAGCCGUGGCAAACACUUUUGUAAAAGCUGCAGAAAACGGGGAUGUCUGAGGAAAAGUAAACCACACCUGUGACGGUCUUUUCUAAUUGGAGAAGAUGGAAAUCCCUGGACGUACUUCAAAACUAUUGUAUUUACACAGGGGGUGUGAUAUCUCGUCAAUGCCUUAAAGUGCUUAAUGAGGAGAGGAAAUAAGGGGACAAAGAGGCAAUCGCCCACCUAAUAUUCUUCCUUGCAUUACGGCCUGUUUUGUUUAUGCUCUGUUUGCUUUGACUUUUCCAGAUUUGUCUGCACAGAUAUUUAAUCUGAAAGAAAAGUUAAUAAGAGAUGGAGAUAUUUUUGGAUGUCUAAAGGGAAACCACACAUUUUGUGUGGGUGGCUUUGCGUGCACCUGCCUGUCACGCCCUUGGCCUUAGGUUCAAAGUGAGGCAGUGAACUAAAAUUGUAACUGAAUACCAUAAACAUGGAUAGAAAAGGGUAUACAGGUGCCCAGUCCACAUAUUACACAUUAUCUAGUGGUAAGAUUAAUGUACAUUUAUUAAAUAAAUGGAAUUAUUGGUUUGUUUAUUUUAAAUAAUCACACAGAAUAUAAUUUUACCAUUAAAAAUGUAUUUUUGUUUUGUUAUUGUACAGUUUUUAUUUGUGUGUAUGAUUUUUAACCUUUGAUUUCAACAAAAUAAUUCACAUUUCAUUGUCCUUUUAAAUUGUAAAUAUAUUUAAAUCCUUCAGGGGUGAGUUGUUUUUGCCAUACUGCCACAAACAUAGUAUGGAUGAAUGUUAACAAUAAUUUAUCAGUGCAUUUCAUGUUUAAUACAGAACGUAUAAGCUUUAGUUUGACUGCUAACAACCUAUGGACAAGUUGCCUUCAAGAGAGUGGAGGGUGUGAACGUUCACCGACAUCCAGCUCAGAGUUUACAUAGAAAGACACAAAUAAACGCAGCAGGGAUAAAACCAGAGACGGGAGGUUGAAGGGUGAAGAGGUUGUGUGAAGAAGGUUUGUUCUGCUCUUUGCCUCCUGCCUGUAAAUACCUUCAGCAUCGGCGACACUGCUCCUCUCUCUUCGUCCAGGCUAAUAUGAUGUGUACGUAUGACAUUAUCAAACUACUAUGGAUGUUAAAUAACAAAGUGCUCAUGUGAUCACA
Messenger RNA from Melanotaenia boesemani (Boeseman's rainbowfish), 9347 nucleotides. RefSeq names its product RUN and SH3 domain containing 2 (gene rusc2). The record is from RefSeq and is a predicted model, not a curated record. Gene Ontology annotation, cellular component: cytoplasmic vesicle. The coding region runs from base 390 to 5405 and encodes 1671 amino acids. Gene Ontology annotation, molecular function: protein binding. The transcript has 13 exons. Lineage: Eukaryota; Metazoa; Chordata; Actinopteri; Atheriniformes; Melanotaeniidae.